AUGUCAAAAUCACGAGUUUUGAAUUUACAAACGUAUUCAACUAAUUUGAUAGGCAAAGUUAGACCUAUGAAUCAUGAACCGAGAAAACUAAAACUAGUUAUGAAGGAGGAAAAUGGCACGGGACAAAGUUUAGACAGUGAGGUUGCAAAUAAGGUUCAAACUAUAUUAAACAAUCAUUUUCGUAAUAAUACUAUUAAUAACAAACCUUCGUUUAUAGGAGACAUAGAAAUUUCAGAUCUUGAUUUUGGUACAAUACCACCACUAAUAGAAGUUAUAGAUAUAACCGAUCCUUUCCCGGAAUUUUAUUUAUCUGAUAGUGCAACAACAGUUGAAGUUGAGAGUGGUACUGACAGCGUAGAAUCACAAUCAUUAAGUGAUGGAACAGCUGUUAAUAAUAAUAAUAAUGUAGCAGGUGGUGGCGAUGGUGAUAGUAGUAGUGGCAAGAAUGGAGAUAUGAAAAUGACAAUUACAACAGAAUUGUUUAUGAAUUAUCCUAGUAUGAGAUUUAUGAGUUUACCGAUUAGAUUGAAUGUCACUGGAUUUGAGUUUUCUGCUACAGCAGUGGUAGCAUUUUUUAAAAAUAGAGUUAAUUUUUGUUUCUUGGAAUCAAAAAAUCCUGAAGAAAGCCCAUUGAAGGAUGUUCACAUUGAAUCUGAAAUUGGAGAUAAAGAGAAACAAGUUUUAAAAAAUGUUGGAAAAUUGGAAAAAUUUAUUGUCAAUCAAUUAAGAAAAUUAAUCGAAGAAGAUUUUGUUUUUCCAAGUUAUCAUUCAAUAGAUUUACAACCUACACAAUAA
Entrophospora candida is the source of this 795-nucleotide messenger RNA. The record is from the annotation of a GenBank genome assembly. Lineage: Eukaryota; Fungi; Glomeromycota; Glomeromycetes; Entrophosporales; Entrophosporaceae.